AUGGGGCGUGGCAAUAUCGAGAUCAAGAGGAUCGAGAACUCCACCAACCGGCAGGUGACCUUCUCCAAGCAGUGGGCCGAGAUCAUUAAGAAGGCCCGCGAGAUCGAUGUGCUCUGCGACGCCGAGGUUGGCAUUGUCAUCUUCUCCAGCGGUGGCAAGCUCUACGACUACUACUCACCUAGGACCAGGCUUUCUAGGAUCUUGGAGAAGUACCAGACCAACUCUGGGAAGAUCCUGUGGGAUGAGAGGCACAAAAAGUGGCAGUAG
This is a messenger RNA of Phragmites australis (common reed), 267 nucleotides long. Its product is annotated as MADS-box transcription factor 2-like. Gene Ontology annotation, biological process: positive regulation of transcription by RNA polymerase II. The coding region runs from base 1 to 267 and encodes 88 amino acids. Gene Ontology annotation, molecular function: RNA polymerase II cis-regulatory region sequence-specific DNA binding; protein dimerization activity; DNA-binding transcription factor activity, RNA polymerase II-specific. The record is from RefSeq and is a predicted model, not a curated record. The transcript is spliced from 3 exons. Lineage: Eukaryota; Viridiplantae; Streptophyta; Magnoliopsida; Poales; Poaceae.